GAAGAAUUCUAGUGUAGUAGUGUCGUUUGUAAGCAGUCCUUUCCUGAAAGUUUGUAACUCUUAACGACACGACCUGUCCCUGCCUAUCUCACCGCUUCUUUGCUUUGCUUGCCUGCCUUCCCUUCCUUUUAUUCUCAGAUUCUCUAUACUCUCAUCUUUGCUUAAUUAUUGGUGUUAUCAUCAUUGAAAUUGAAACAUUCUCUCUUUGUCUCUGCCUAUCGUCACUGCUGCGACCUGCAACUCCUAAUUACAGGUGACGGUUUCUUGCACACCGCAUAUGCAUGCGGUUUUCUAGUUUUUGAUUGUGUAAAAGUGAAUCAGUUAUGCACAAGGAUAAUAACAACACCGGUGCACCAUCAACGCCUAUUGCUAGGCUCCGGCAUCGCAAGCGUUCCAGUGAGGCUGUUGGAGACGCUAGUAAAGAAAAUGGUGGCCGUUUACUUGUUAAUGAUCAGAACAAAUACAAGUCAAUGUGGAUCCGUGCUCAAUCCACAAUUUGGAUGAUUGGGAGCUUUGCGUUUGUUGUCUAUAUGGGACAUCUCUAUAUCACUGCCAUGGUGGUUGUCAUCCAAAUCUAUAUGGCAAAAGAGCUCUUCAAUUUACUUAGGAAAGCAAAUGAAGAAAGGCAACUUCCAGGAUUUAGACUAUUAAAUUGGCACUUCUUCUUCACUGCUAUGCUAUUUGUGUAUGGUCGCAUACUCAAUCAACGUCUUUACAACACUGUAACCUCAGGGAAAUUCUUGUAUCAGCUAGUGAUCAGCCUAAUCAAGUAUCACAUGGCUAUCUGCUAUUCCUUGUACAUUGCAGGUUUUAUGUGGUUCAUUCUUACACUGAAGAAGAAGAUGUACAAGUAUCAAUUCGGCCAGUAUGCUUGGACACAUAUGAUUCUAAUUGUGGUGUUUACACAGUCAUCUUUCACUGUAGCCAAUAUUUUUGAAGGAAUUUUCUGGUUUCUUCUUCCAGCAACCCUUAUUGUCAUCAAUGACAUUUUUGCUUAUAUAUGUGGUUUCUUCUUUGGAAAAACCCCUCUGAUCAAGUUAUCUCCAAAGAAAACUUGGGAGGGAUUCAUUGGAGCAUCUAUCACAACUAUGAUCUCUGCAUUUGUGCUUGCAAACAUCAUGGGGCGUUUUCAGUGGCAAACAUGUCCAAGGAAGGAUUUAUCAACUGGUUGGCUGCAAUGUGAUCCUGGGCCUUUGUUUAAGCCAGAGUAUUUCACUCUACCUGGAUGGAUUCCUCAAUGGUUCCCCUGGAAGGAGAUCUCCAUUCUACCUGUUCAAUGGCACGCACUAUGUCUUGGUUUGUUUGCAUCAAUAAUAGCACCUUUCGGAGGCUUUUUUGCAAGUGGCUUUAAAAGAGCUUUUAAAGUAAAGGAUUUUGGCGAUAGUAUUCCUGGUCAUGGAGGGAUUACAGAUAGAAUGGAUUGCCAGAUGGUGAUGGCCGUGUUUGCAUACAUCUAUCAUCAAUCAUUUGUUGUGCCUCAAAGCGUCUCUGUUGAUAUGCUCAUGGAACAGAUACUGAGAAGCCUCCCAUACGAGGAGCAGUAUACUCUGUACACGAGGCUUGGGGAAUUGAUCCAAGGAAGGCCGACUUGACAUCCUUAGAUUUGCAUAGUCUGCAUCCAUAGCAUGCUUUAACUCCUGCCAGCAUGUUUCGUACAAGGUGACCUUGCACUGAAAGGAAGAAAUGUUUGUACAUGGUGUCAUCUUUCCUAUUUCCGGUGGACACAUUCUUUAGGACAUGCACUCUGUAUAGUUUUAGCAGAUUAUUAUGCAGUAACACUUAGGGAUGGCAACGGAUAUUAACGGGUCGAGUUUUCACUGUAUUCAUACUCUAUUCAUUACUUAUCGGGUAAGAAUUUUAGAUAUUUAAUACCUGAUAGGGUAUCUUUUUUGGGUAUUCA
Molecule: messenger RNA, 1900 nt
Organism: Populus trichocarpa (black cottonwood)
Lineage: Eukaryota; Viridiplantae; Streptophyta; Magnoliopsida; Malpighiales; Salicaceae
Product: phosphatidate cytidylyltransferase 2
Exons: 12
Coding region: 324-1592 (422 amino acids)
Cellular component (GO): endoplasmic reticulum membrane
Molecular function (GO): phosphatidate cytidylyltransferase activity
Source: RefSeq, a predicted model, not a curated record